AUGACAAAGAAAGACAACCCCAUCAGCAAGGUCGUGUCCUCACACCGUCCAGACCUGGAACAAGACUAUGUACCUCUCUACAAGCAUUUCCACGCAAACCCAGAGCUUUCGCACCAAGAAAAGGAAACAGCAGCAAAAAUUGCCGAACACUUGGGACAGACAUGUCCAGAAGUAGAUCUCCAUACUGGCAUCGGAGGACACGGACUAGCAGGCGUACUCAAGAACGGAUCUGGCCCUACGGUAUUGCUUCGCGCCGAUAUUGACGGUCUACCCGUGGAGGAGAAAUCAGGACUUGCUUGGGCGAGCAAAAAGCGUAUGGUCGAUCUUGAAGGUGUGGAAAAGCCGACUAUGCAUGCUUGUGGCCAUGAUAUACACAUUACUUCUCUGCUUGCUGCUGCAUCUCUGCUCUACAAGUCUAGAGAUUCUUGGUCUGGAACACUAAUCUUCUGUUUCCAGCCGGCAGAAGAAAAGGGUCAAGGUGCGCAGGCUAUGGUAGACGAUGGACUAUACGACAAAGUGCCUAUUCCAGAUGUUGUCUUGGGCGGUCAUGUAAUGCCUAUGCGAGCAGGCACGCUGGGUACAAAGCGUGGUCUCAUGGCAUCUUCAGCAGAUUCGUUGAAGGUCACUCUACACGGCAAGGGUGGACAUGCUAGUCAACCGCAUAGACUAGUCGAUCCAGUGGUCAUGGCUGCAAGCACAGUCAUGCGACUUCAAACCAUCGUCAGCAGAGAAGUCGACCCCGCUGACAAUGCCGUCGUCACUUGUGCUUGCAUUAUCGCUGGGGAUGCAGAAAAUGUGGUUGCUGACAACGCCAUCUUGAAACUGGAUCUGAGAGCUGUGAAUGCCGAAACUAGAAGCAAGGUCUUGAGCAGUGUGAAGAGAGUCGUCAACGCAGAGUCUAUGGCCAGUGGCGCGGUUCAAGAUCCUACCUUUGAGACAAUUAGAAACUUCCCUCUUACCAUCAAUGAUGACGAAGUCACACAGCGUCUGGAAGAAAGCUUCGGCGAGCACUUUGGAACGGACGAUAACUCAUACACGAGUUCUGCAGCAAAGCUUGGUGGAAGUGAGGACUUUGGAAUUCUAGCGACGGCGAUUGGAAAACCUUCGUCUUUCUGGACUUAUGGUGGUACAGACCCAGAGUUAUGGGAUAAGGUGGCAGCUGAAGGGCGUCCUGGAGACGUGCCUAUUAACCAUAGCGCCUUGUUUGCACCAGUGAUCAUGCCGACGCUGCAGGUGGCAGUCGAUGCAUAUGCUGUUGCAGCGUUAACAUGGCUUCUGAAAAAAUGA
Molecule: messenger RNA, 1287 nt
Organism: Aureobasidium melanogenum CBS 110374
Lineage: Eukaryota; Fungi; Ascomycota; Dothideomycetes; Dothideales; Saccotheciaceae
Product: metal-dependent amidase/aminoacylase/carboxypeptidase
Exons: 2
Coding region: 1-1287 (428 amino acids)
Molecular function (GO): hydrolase activity
Source: RefSeq, a predicted model, not a curated record